CGCAGCGUGUGUGUGUCACAGUUACCUUGGUGACCACAACAAACAAUGCCGGCCAGCGCGCGGGUCACACUCUGCUACGGACCGUAUGAAUCCAAUGGAGCCGUGGGACACCGGGCCUUCCGCCUGCAGGGCCUCCAGGCCGCCCUGAGAGCGCGCGGCCACCAGUGCGUCCUGGAGGAGACGCGUGAGAGGAACGUGGUGGAGCUCGUGGUCAGCGGGGAGGUCGUCUUCAGCUGCCAUAUCAAGCAGCUGCAGUUCGAAUGUGUCCCCUCCAGGUGGAGAUGGACAGCUGGACCCUGUGUGCAGGGAGGCUGUUGCUGCUGUGGAGAACGCUCACUGAGGAGACAAACAGGGACCUGCCACUCAGCUUUUACAUAAAAAAAAACACCCAUGUGCAUAUAAUUUGCUUUGUUGCUUAUCCAACAAUGCACCAUAGUGUAUUAAGACUGCGUUCCAUUUGUAUAUAAACACUCACUAUGGUACUUAUUGUAUUUUAGGCUAUUUGUGCUGCUGCAAGACUGAGAAUGUGUGCUGCUGAUAAUCAGACAGUAGUUCAACAUUAGUGCAAAAUCUCCCCGCACCACAAAAUCCUCAGAUUCACUGCGUGGUAAUUUGUGUUAGUUCGGCGGGAGCCACAUGAAGAUAUCCUGACAGGAAACAUCACAAACUGGCUGGUUCGUGCACGGCCCAGGUCAGAAAGGCUCUUCAGCGGGUGAUUAAAAACCGGUAUCCAUUUACGGAGCAUGAGUGAGAGAGGUGAAGUGAGAUGUCUGUGCAGAGCCCAGAGGGAAACUAAAAGACAACUCUCACCCCAGCCAGAGUCCGGUCACCCUGCUGCCGCCUGGCAACAGAUACAGAACGCAUCUGCUGCCAGACUACAGAGCAGCUUCUGUCCCAGGGCUGCGAAACUUCUCAACUCAUCUUCUUCACUCCACCAUAUGGGUAGAACAAAGAGACUACAACUUGCUUUCAGUUGUGGAACCCAGUGUUGUAGAAUGAAAAGUAAAUGAACUGGAAAUGGCAUCACGAAGCAAAAUAUCAACUCCAUUAUUAGCUAAUCUUGGUGGGGUAAUCUCUCUUGAGGCCCUCUGUUAAAAAAAACACUUUUAACACAUUUGUCAUUUUAGUUUAUAUUGGGCUCUCGUGAGGCCUAUUCCAGAUGUAUAUGGCUAAUUCCAGCAUAGAUGUAUGGGUUGCUCUCCGGGUCUCUAGGGAUAUAAUAAAUCUAUCAUAA
This is a messenger RNA of Acanthopagrus latus (yellowfin seabream), 1234 nucleotides long. It is a transcript of the gene c15h10orf53, whose product is annotated as chromosome 15 C10orf53 homolog. Lineage: Eukaryota; Metazoa; Chordata; Actinopteri; Spariformes; Sparidae. The coding region runs from base 46 to 378 and encodes 110 amino acids. The transcript is spliced from 3 exons. The record is from RefSeq and is a predicted model, not a curated record.